UGCCUCGUGCGACCACCUUCUCUUCACCCUUCCCUCGCAUCUCCCGACACUAAUUUAACUCCCCACCCUCCCUCGUUCCUCACUCUUUCUCCCUCUCUUAUUUUUAAUGCAUUUAAACGUACCCCCCAUGAGAUAAGGCGAGGUGGGUGAACCCGAAGCAAACCCUCCCCCUUCCCACCCUUCUUUUAAAGCUCAUAGCCAUCUCCACAUCUCUCUGUAGUCCAGUGAGUCUUGGAUAGCUAAAAAUGGCAUCUGUGGAAGAAGAUAGUCCAACUUUCUUCCCUUCGGAUGCGUCCGACAUAGACCACAGCUUUACGAGCUCCGCCUCCUCUACCUCCUUCGCCACUACCGUCAGUGGCCGGAGCAGCCUCAGCCUACCCUCCUUCUCCUCCUCCUCCGCCCUCCGCGCCCUCCCCCACCGCAGCUCCGACCCCCACUGGUCCGCCGUCCGCGCCGCCUCCAACCUCUCCCCCGACGGCGCCCUCCACCUCCGCCACCUCCGCCUCCUCCGCCACCUCGGCUCCGGCAACCUCGCCCGCGUCUUCCACUGCCGCCUCCGCGGCUUCGACGCCUCCUCCUCCUCAGCCGCGGACUUCGCCCUCAAGGUUGUCGACCUGGACGCGGUCGCCCGCGCCGGCGGCGAGCCCACCAAGGACGCCGUUGACGGCGGGAGGCUCUCGCACGUGCGGACGGAGGCCCGCGUGCUGGCGGAGCUGGACCACCCGUUCCUCCCCACCCUCUAUGCCCGCCUCGACGCCUCCCACUACGCGUGCUUCCUUAUUGACUAUUGCCCCGGCGGCGACCUCCAUUCCGUCCUCCGCCGCUCCCCCGGCCACCGCCUGCCUCCUAACGCUGUCCGCUUCUACGCUGCCGAGGUCCUCCUUGCCCUCGAGUACCUCCACGCCCUCGGCUUCGUCUACCGCGAUCUCAAGCCCGAGAACGUCCUCCUCCGCGCUGACGGCCAUGUCAUGCUCUCCGACUUCGACCUCUGCUUCCAGUCCAACGUCACCCCCGCCCUCCUCCGGCAACGUAGCCUCCGCCGCCGCCAGAAGCGGCCCAGCACACUCUCCCGCCGCACCUGCUGUUUCGGCGGGGCCCAAACUUCAGGCGACAGCGACGAGGAGGAAGACGAGGAGGUGGAGUUCGUGGCGGAGCCGGAGGCGGCAUACUCGCGGGCGUGCGUUGGGACCCACGAGUACCUAGCUCCAGAGGUGGUCAACGGUAACGGCCACGGCAACGGCGUCGACUGGUGGGCCUUCGGGGUCUUCGUCUACGAGCUGCUCUACGGGCGGACGCCGUUUAAGGGCGGGAGCAAGGAGGCGACUUUAAGGAACAUCUUGACCCAGGAGCUGAGGUUCCCUAACGUCGUGCCCGCUGCCGGCGACGACGUGGCGGCGGCGAAGGACCUGAUCUCGAGGCUGUUAGUGCGGGACCCGCAGCGGAGGAUGGGUUGCGCGCGGGGUGCGGCAGAGAUCAAACGGCACCCGUUCUUCGAGGGGAUUCAGUGGCCGCUGAUCCGGUGCGCCCGGCCGCCCGUGGUGUUCAGCCCGGCGGGCGGGGCCCAGAAGAGAGCGGCCAAGGAGGGACGUGGAAAGCAGCAGCGGUGGUGGGGCAAGUGGAAGUGGAGCAGUUGGAAUCGUACCACCAAAAGUAUCGCUGCUAAUAGUAAUAGGGGAAUUAAGUUGGUUUUGGGAUUGAAGAAGAAGACAAAGGAGAAGGAUGGGAAGUGAUCAUUCCAGGAAGAGAUUGUCUUGUGUGAUGAGAGACAGAGUCGUGUGGACUCGUGUACAAAAAAAAGCCCAUAUAGUUUGUGUUCUGUAUUUUUGAUUUAAGUGACAGUGAGUACAUAGUUUUCUGAGGAAUCUUAUGCUAGCCAAGAUUUAUUUACAAAGUCUUCAGGAGA
Messenger RNA from Phoenix dactylifera (date palm), 1903 nucleotides. Its product is annotated as serine/threonine-protein kinase WAG2-like. Gene Ontology annotation, molecular function: protein kinase activity; ATP binding. NCBI's taxonomy places the organism in Eukaryota, Viridiplantae, Streptophyta, Magnoliopsida, Arecales, Arecaceae. Gene Ontology annotation, biological process: protein phosphorylation. The record is from RefSeq and is a predicted model, not a curated record.